UAGAGGAAGCCGAGGGUCAACUGCUGGAUGCAACAGUAUGAUGAUAUACGAACAUCGAGUUGUUUCUGUUGCUCGGAGUAAACACCUGUUGUGUGUAACAGUACAAGCUGUUAGUAUUCCUUUUCUUUACUGACUAAUCUGGAUUUAGAUCAACGGUGACAUUUCUUGGAUCUUUAACUGGAUGCUGCGUUGUUUAUUUAGAUGCAGAGUGUACGUCAUCAUGAUGCUAACCAUAAGCAGGUUGAAAGUGAACAUUCCAAGGUGAUCUGUUGCUACGUUUGGACUGUCAUGAGUGCUAAGCCUUUUCAUUUCACACGAGAUAAAGAAUUUCUUCGAUGUACCCGGAGCUUACCCAUCACCUGGUAGUAGCGCGCCUGCGUGUUUUUGUGAUACGACGCUAACAACAGAUCACCAGCCCGCGAGACUCCACAGACGGCGGGUUGUAAACUGGGUGUAACGCGGGAACUAUGGCUUCUGUCGCCGCGUGGCUUCCUUUCGCCCGUGCGGCAGCCAUCGCAUGGGUUCCGAUUGCUAAGAACCCGCUGCCCGCUCCGCCAAUAACUAAAGACAAGGGCGGACGAGAAGACGAGAAGUUUGUUAUUAAUAUCAGUGGGCGACGUUUCGAAACGUGGCGGACCACGGUGGAGAAGUAUCCCGACACGCUGCUCGGCUCGAACGAAAGAGAGUUCUUCUUGGACGAAGAAAGCCAGGAGUACUUUUUCGAUCGUGAUCCGGAUUUGUUCCGACAUAUCUUGAAUUAUUACCGUACGGGAAAGCUUCACUUCCCGAAACAAGAGUGCCUGAUGGCGUACGACGAGGAGCUGGCUUUCUUCGGAAUUAUCCCGGAAGUAAUCGGUGAUUGUUGUUACGAGGAAUAUAAAGAUAAAAGACGGGAAAAUGCCGAGCGAAUCAUGGACGAUAAACUAUCGGAAGUUAACGAACCGAACGAUACUUCCAGUUACACAAUCCAGGAGAAAAUGUGGAGGGCGUUUGAGAAUCCACAAACGAGCACGGCGGCUCUAGUGUUCUAUUACGUCACCGGGUUUUUCAUCGCGGUGUCGGUGUUGGCUAAUAUUGUAGAAACCAUUCCUUGCGGCGAGGACUCGGACACUAAAGAAAGGAUCUCUUGUGGCGACACUUACAAGACGGCGUUUUUCUGCCUGGACACUGCCUGUGUUAUGAUAUUCACAGCCGAGUACAUGUUACGCUUGUACGCAGCUCCGAGCAGAUAUCACUUUGUCAAGAGUGUUAUGUCUGUUAUUGACGUAGUGGCCAUUUUACCUUACUACAUAAGUCUGGGGAUGACCCAUAAUGAAGACGUUUCGGGUGCCUUCGUCACUCUAAGAGUGUUUCGAGUGUUUCGAAUCUUCAAGUUUUCCAGACACUCCCAGGGGCUGCGGAUCCUGGGGUACACCUUAAAGAGCUGUGCCUCGGAACUGGGGUUUCUCGUCUUCUCCCUGGCUAUGGCCAUCAUCAUCUUCGCCACUGUGAUGUUCUAUGUUGAAAAGAACGUCAAGGACACCAACUUCAGCAGCAUACCAUCAGCUUUCUGGUACACCAUUGUCACCAUGACUACCCUCGGGUAA
Molecule: messenger RNA, 1586 nt
Organism: Limulus polyphemus (Atlantic horseshoe crab)
Lineage: Eukaryota; Metazoa; Arthropoda; Merostomata; Xiphosura; Limulidae
Product: potassium voltage-gated channel protein Shal-like
Exons: 1
Coding region: 468-1586 (372 amino acids)
Biological process (GO): potassium ion transmembrane transport; protein homooligomerization
Cellular component (GO): membrane; voltage-gated potassium channel complex
Molecular function (GO): protein binding; A-type (transient outward) potassium channel activity
Source: RefSeq, a predicted model, not a curated record